Rhagoletis zephyria (snowberry fruit fly) is the source of this 984-nucleotide messenger RNA. Its product is annotated as ribosomal RNA small subunit methyltransferase NEP1. NCBI's taxonomy places the organism in Eukaryota, Metazoa, Arthropoda, Insecta, Diptera, Tephritidae. Gene Ontology annotation, molecular function: rRNA binding; rRNA (pseudouridine) methyltransferase activity. Gene Ontology annotation, cellular component: nucleus; small-subunit processome. Gene Ontology annotation, biological process: rRNA base methylation. The record is from RefSeq and is a predicted model, not a curated record.
AAUACGCCCAAGGCUGUCCACAUUUGUUUAUUUUUUACCACUUUUUUUCGUUGAAGACACGGUUGAUGAGGCGAUCCUCCACGUGCAUCAUUAGUUAUCUACUUGCAGCAGAUUUUAAAGAUUUGACGGAAUUUGUAAUACAACAUGGGCGGCAAUAAAGUGUUUAGCCAAAAUGGCAAAGGCGUGAAAAGAAAACGUAAAUUUCAAGGUCCUGCUGGACAAGAUGAUCCCGAAUUUGAUUUGAAGAAAAAACACUUAGAGACUACACACAUUCGUGCAUUGGAGAAGCGCCUGAUAAUUGUGUUAGAGGGUGCACAGUUGGAGACCGUAAAGGUCGGUAAAGUUUUCGAGCUGCUUAACUGCGACGAUCAUCAAAAUAUUUUGCGCAAAAAUAAUCGUGAUCCUGGAAAAUGUCGUCCGGAUAUAACCCACCAAUGUUUGUUAAUGCUCUUCGAUUCACCGUUGAAUCGCGCCGGUUUGUUACAGGUAUAUGUACGUACAGAGAAGAAUGUGCUUAUCGAAAUCAAUCCACAAACUCGUAUACCGCGUACAUUCAAACGCUUUGCCGGCUUAAUGGUGCAAUUGCUGCACAAAUUCUCUGUACGAGCUAAUGACACCUCUGCCAUGUUGAUGAAGGUUAUAAAGAAUCCUAUUACGGAUCAUGUGCCAGUGGGCUGUAAAAAAUAUGCCAUGUCGUUUUCGGGCAAACUUGUUUCGAACUGUCGAGAAUUGGUACCAAGAGUGCAAAAGGAGGGCGAGAACACAGACGAACCAGCUGAGGAGCCUAUAGUGCUAGUCGUCGGUGCAUUCGCGCAUGGUAUUCUCAAUCCUGACUACACGGAAGGUUUAUUCUCGAUUAGCAACUAUCCGCUGUCAGCUGCAAUUGCAUGCAGUAAGCUAUGCAGCGCCUUCGAGGAAGUUUGGGGAGUUGUUUGAAACUGUAUUAUAAUAAAGAGUUUACUUAGCGAUUAGGUAAAAAAAUUA